CGCCAGACUCCAAGCGGGGGCCAGAGGGAGGGCAGGAGGACCCAGAACACGGUCCCCAGGCCCCGGAACCGCGGGACUUCGGACUUGUGCAACUGUUGCCACUUUGGGAUCGGGUGUUUCGCUGCUGGAGCGACUACCCUGGCAGCCUGCGGUGUAGGCUCGCGUCCCCCUCGGCUUCCCGCGUCUAGCGGCCGCCGCCGCUCCGAGGCGGCCCGGCGCGCACUCAGCACCAUGAGGACACUUGGGACUUGCCUGGUGACUUUGGCUGGACUUUUGCUAACUGCGGCCGGGGAGACGUUUUCAGGUGGCUGCCUCUUUGAUGAACCAUACAGCACAUGUGGAUAUAGUCAAGCUGAUGAUGACGACUUCAACUGGGAGCAGGUGAACACCUUGACCAAACCGACAUCUGAUCCAUGGAUGCCAUCAGGUUCCUUCAUGCUGGUGAAUGCUUCCGGAAAACCAGAGGGCCAGAGGGCUCACCUACUCUUGCCUCAGCUUAAGGAAAAUGACACCCACUGCAUCGAUUUCCACUAUUUUGUUUCCAGCAAGAGUAACUCUGCCCCUGGGCUGCUCAGUGUCUACGUGAAGGUGAAUAAUGGGCCUUUGGGGAACCCUAUCUGGAACAUGUCUGGAGAUCCAACCCGCACAUGGCACAGGGCAGAACUGGCCAUCAGCACCUUCUGGCCCAACUUUUACCAGGUGAUUUUUGAGGUGGUAACCUCUGGACACCAAGGCUACCUUGCUAUUGAUGAAGUCAAGGUGUUAGGACAUCCAUGCACCAGAACUCCCCACUUCCUGCGGAUUCAGAACGUGGAGGUGAAUGCUGGCCAGUUCGCUACCUUCCAGUGCAGCGCCAUAGGCAGGACGGUGGCUGGGGACCGGCUCUGGCUGCAGGGCAUUGAUGUCCGAGACGCCCCUUUGAAGGAGAUAAAAGUGACGAGUUCCAGAAGAUUCAUAGCCUCAUUUAAUGUUGUCAACACGACCAAGCGGGAUGCUGGGAAGUACCGCUGUAUGAUUCGCACAGAAGGAGGCGUUGGCAUAUCAAACUAUGCAGAAUUGGUAGUUAAAGAGCCACCUGUUCCCAUUGCGCCACCCCAGCUUGCCUCUGUGGGAGCAACCUAUCUGUGGAUACAGCUCAACGCCAACUCCAUCAAUGGGGAUGGGCCCAUUGUGGCUCGUGAGGUCGAGUACUGCACAGCCAGUGGGAGCUGGAAUGAUCGGCAGCCGGUGGAUUCCACGAGUUACAAAAUUGGACACCUUGACCCAGACACGGAGUAUGAGAUCAGUGUGCUUCUCACCAGACCAGGGGAGGGCGGCACUGGGUCUCCUGGGCCAGCUCUGAGAACAAGAACCAAGUGUGCUGAUCCCAUGCGUGGCCCAAGAAAACUGGAAGUUGUAGAGGUGAAGUCUCGACAAAUCACCAUCCGUUGGGAGCCAUUUGGAUACAAUGUAACUCGUUGCCAUAGUUAUAACCUCACAGUUCACUACUGUUACCAGGUUGGAGGGCAGGAGCAGGUGCGUGAAGAAGUGAGCUGGGACACGGAUAAUUCACACCCUCAGCAUACAAUCACCAACCUGUCCCCGUACACCAAUGUCAGCGUGAAGCUCAUUCUCAUGAACCCCGAGGGGCGCAAGGAGAGUCAGGAACUCAUCGUGCAGACAGAUGAAGACCUCCCAGGUGCUGUGCCUACAGAGUCCAUCCAAGGAAGUACCUUCGAGGAGAAGAUAUUUCUUCAGUGGAGAGAGCCAACACAAACAUAUGGUGUCAUCACUCUAUAUGAGAUCACCUACAAAGCAGUCAGCUCCUUUGACCCAGAAAUAGAUUUAUCCAACCAAAGUGGAAGAGUUUCAAAACUAGGAAAUGAAACCCAUUUUCUGUUCUUUGGCCUGUAUCCUGGAACUACAUACUCCUUCACCAUCAGAGCCAGCACAGCAAAGGGGUUUGGACCUCCAGCAACAAACCAGUUCACCACCAAGAUAUCAGCACCAUCCAUGCCAGCGUAUGAAUUUGAGACACCUUUGAAUCAGACUGACAAUACGGUGACAGUGAUGUUGAAACCUGCCCAAAGCAGAGGGGCACCUGUCAGUGUCUAUCAAAUAGUUGUUGAGGAAGAGCGCCCUCGGAGAACCAAAAAGACAACGGAGAUCUUGAAGUGCUACCCAGUGCCAAUUCACUUCCAGAAUGCUUCGGUGCUGAACUCGCAGUACUACUUCGCUGCAGAGUUUCCUGCAGACAGCCUCCAAGCUGCCCAGCCCUUUACCAUUGGUGACAAUAAGACAUACAAUGGCUACUGGAACACUCCCCUUCUCCCCCACAAAAGCUACAGAAUUUAUUACCAAGCGGCUAGUAGAGCCAACGGGGAAACCAAAAUUGACUGUGUCCGAGUGGCCACAAAAGGAGCUGUUACUCCCAAGCCAGUCCCUGAACCUGAGAAACAAACAGACCACACUGUUAAAAUUGCCGGAGUGAUCGCGGGCAUCUUGCUGUUUGUUAUCAUAUUUCUUGGAGUUGUGCUGGUCAUGAAGAAGAGGUUUAACCUCCAAUGUGAUCUCCGGAAUUCCUGGUAUCGUGUGGCUUACACACAUAGGAAACUGGCCAAGAAGAGGAAGGAGACGAUGAGCAGUACCCGGCAGGAGAUGACUGUGAUGGUGAAUUCUAUGGACAAGAGCUAUGCUGAGCAAGGCACGAACUGUGACGAAGCCUUUUCGUUCAUGGACACACACAACCUGAACGGGAGAUCUGUGUCUUCACCAUCAUCCUUUACGAUGAAAACAAACACGCUGAGCACAUCAGUGCCGAAUUCCUAUUACCCAGACGAGACCCACACAAUGGCCAGUGACACCAGCAGCCUGGUGCAGUCCCACACAUACAAGAAGCGAGAGGCUACCGACGUGCCUUACCAGACUGGGCAGCUUCACCCGGCCAUCCGCGUGGCAGAUCUCCUCCAACACAUAACUCAGAUGAAAUGUGCUGAGGGCUAUGGCUUCAAGGAGGAGUAUGAGAGCUUCUUUGAAGGACAGUCUGCACCAUGGGACUCUGCUAAGAAAGACGAGAACAGGAUGAAGAACAGAUACGGGAACAUCAUUGCAUAUGACCACUCAAGGGUAAGGCUGCAGAUGCUGGAAGGUGACAACAACUCCGACUAUAUCAACGGCAAUUACAUCGAUGGUUAUCACCGACCCAAUCAUUAUAUUGCAACCCAGGGACCCAUGCAGGAGACCAUCUAUGACUUCUGGAGGAUGGUGUGGCAUGAGAACACUGCGAGCAUCAUCAUGGUGACCAAUCUCGUGGAAGUGGGAAGGGUCAAGUGCUGCAAAUAUUGGCCUGACGACACUGAGAUCUAUAAGGACAUUAAAGUCACUCUAAUAGAUACAGAGCUGCUGGCCGAAUAUGUGAUAAGAACGUUCGCCGUGGAAAAGGGAGGGGCCGGAGGUGAAGCAAACUGCAGUCCGUCCAGAGAAGUGCCACAGAGAGGCAUUCAUGAAAUCCGGGAGAUCAGACAGUUUCACUUCACUGGCUGGCCGGAUCACGGGGUCCCCUACCACGCCACUGGUCUGCUUGGAUUUGUCCGGCAGGUGAAAUCCAAGAGCCCACCUAAUGCAGGUCCACUGGUGGUGCACUGCAGCGCUGGUGCAGGCAGGACCGGCUGCUUCAUAGUCAUUGAUAUCAUGCUGGACAUGGCAGAGAGGGAAGGCGUGGUGGACAUCUACAACUGUGUCAGAGAGCUUCGGUCCAGGAGAGUCAACAUGGUGCAGACGGAGGAACAGUAUGUAUUCAUCCAUGACGCCAUCCUGGAAGCCUGUCUUUGUGGAGACACCUCCAUCCCUGCCUCCCAAAUCAGGUCUCUGUAUUAUGACAUGAACAAAUUGGACCCACAGACAAACUCAAGCCAAAUUAAAGAAGAAUUCCGGACUCUCAACAUGGUGACGCCCACCCUGCGAGUGGAGGACUGUAGCAUCGCACUCCUGCCCCGGAACCACGAGAAAAACCGCUGCAUGGACAUCCUUCCCCCGGACCGCUGCCUGCCCUUCCUCAUCACCAUCGAUGGAGAGAGCAGCAACUACGUCAACGCAGCCCUGAUGGACAGCUAUAAACAGCCUUCAGCGUUCAUUGUCACCCAGCAUCCUUUGCCAAACACUGUCAAAGACUUCUGGCGACUGGUCUUGGAUUAUCACUGCACGUCGGUAGUUAUGCUCAAUGAUGUGGAUCCUGCCCAGUUGUGUCCACAGUACUGGCCAGAAAAUGGAGUGCACAGACAUGGCCCCAUCCAGGUGGAAUUUGUGUCUGCGGAUUUAGAGGAAGACAUCAUCAGUAGGAUCUUCAGGAUUUACAAUGCCUCCAGACCGCAGGAUGGUCAUCGCAUGGUUCAGCAGUUCCAGUUCCUGGGAUGGCCGAUGUACAGGGACACACCCGUGUCCAAGCGCUCCUUCCUGAAGCUCAUCCGCCAAGUGGACAAGUGGCAGGAGGACUACAAUGGCGGUGAAGGCCGCACAGUUGUGCACUGCUUGAAUGGAGGGGGCCGUAGCGGCGCGUUCUGUGCCAUCAGCAUUGUCUGUGAGAUGCUCCGACACCAGAGAACUGUGGAUGUCUUUCAUGCUGUCAAGACACUGAGGAACAACAAGCCCAACAUGGUGGACCUCCUGGAUCAGUACAAGUUCUGCUAUGAGGUGGCCCUGGAGUACUUGAACUCUGGCUGACUGCAUCCACAGCUCUGCGGGGGAAUGCCUUCCUACCACAAAGUCAAGACGUCCUCUGGCGUCUGUGAUGAUGAGAUGAAGAAUUGUCAGUAUGCUUAUUUUGCUUUGCAUAAUUGGCUCUUUUUAAGAGCCCAAGAAAGUGUUUCUAAAACUGCUUGCACUGCCCAGUUCCCUGUAAUGCUGCUGCGUGACCAAAACACAGCAGACAGUCACCAGAGACUGUCCUCCUCGCCACCGGCCAUGUUAGAGCAGCGCAGAUAUCUGGUCAACCGAAGAGCACAAUUAUAUUCUUAUGAAGGAAUUUGUACUUUUGGGGUUAUUUUUUUUGUGGCUGUGACCCUUUGUCAUUGUUACAACUGAGUGUAUGUUUUGUUCUGUGGAGAAUGCUACCUGGCAUUAUGAUAAUAUAUUCUUUUAGUUAAUAUUUGUAUUUUAACAUGUUGCAUAAUAUAAGAUUAUAUAGCUUUCAAGGACUAACAGAUAAAGAUGUAAUGAACAAAGACGCAGUGUGUGAGUUCUUUCUAGCAGAUUUGUAUGGUUCAAAGAGGAAAGCUGGGGAGGCCUCCGCUCAGAAAUGUAACGUGGUUGGAGUCACAGAUCCAAAGCUUUUCCAUUUGUUUAUAUUGUAAAUAUUUUUUGAUUUCAUCAAAUUAUUUAUUCAUUAAAAGAAAUUUUGUGAUGCACA
Messenger RNA from Cricetulus griseus (Chinese hamster), 5383 nucleotides. The record is from RefSeq and is a predicted model, not a curated record. Lineage: Eukaryota; Metazoa; Chordata; Mammalia; Rodentia; Cricetidae.